GAGCGAGUCAAUCUUCCAAGAGUGAAAAAUCUGCAUUCGUACUAGUGUUUAUAAAAGUUAUUCCUUGACUCUGUAACCGUGUUCGUGAGAACCUCCGGAGGGAAAGGAAAAACACCCACUUAUUGUGAAAACGUGUGGAAAACGCAUAAUUGUACUCUACGAAAUACGAUAUGCAUGUCGUCACAUCGCCUCCUCGCUACUAGUCAUUAGUGUCAGUACUGUUUUGUAAAUGCAGAGAGUGUCACAUCAGACGCACUAGCGCACGCACGGAUCGUGGCACGGUUGACUUGUGGUGACGAUUGUGAAAAACGUCGCGCAAAUUGCGUUCAGUUUUUCAGUGAUGCAGUUUGUGCACCGCAGCUUCUUGUGAGGUAGCAACACGUGAAGCUGUGUCUAGUGAUGAGCGGUAUUCUAUGAAGGUAGAGAUAAAGUGAAAAAGAAUGAUUACUACGAGAGUCGAAAAGUGCAAUAAAACGAAAAAUGCUGUAAAGUUUAGCUGGCGAAAUUAAAAGCGUCUGUCGGCAGCAGAUACUUUCACGUGACACGGCUACCUUGCACAAACUCAAAUUCAACCUGGCGUCCCACGUAUAAUGGAAAAUCGCAAUGUCCGCGAUCGGAACAACAACAAUGUAACGGCUGUCCUACCGAACGGAACUGUCCUGCGUAAGCUUCCAUCGAAAAAAGGCGACGAGUGUCUGUUAUGCUGGAAGGAAGCCCGUAGUCCGAAGUGUCUAUGUCCCAAGUGUUCGAAGCAAUACUGUUUUCAGUGCAUUAGAAAAUGGUUAACGGACAAUAAAACCAAGUCCAGUGAGUGCCCUAACUGUAAGUGCAAACUACCGAUCGAGGAUCUUGUUCGCUGUGCCACAGAUCUAUUGACGAACGGAAGAACGGACUCCAAUGUCUCCGAUUGUGGAAAACUAGAUCGACCAAACGGUGCAGAGUCUGGCACCAUAAAACUCGUCGUGAAAGUGAUUGAAAAUGAUUCUCUCAAUGGGCGAUUUAUGAACGGGAAUGCAGCUACCACUGAAUCAAUGGUUAAUGGUGUCGUACCGGGUAAAAUGCUUGCCAUCAAUGGGCGCCAAACGAAGAAAACGAAGGAUGUAAACAAAAAACAGCAGAAUCAACUGAAUAACUCAAAGGGCAAAUCGUCGGAAACGGAAUCAAAGCCUAAAGCUUUAGCCAAUGGCAUUGUGAAUAAGGAAGAGAAGAUUGUAGAAGUUUAUCUAAAUGAAGAGAAUGGAAACGAGUCAUCAGAAAAAGAUGCAUUUCAGCAUCGUAAGAAUGGUUUCAAGAAAUCUAUUCCGGCAACCAGAAAGGUUGUAUCCGAAGCGGUAGCAGAGAACACAAUCGGACCAAAUACCAAUGGACACAGUGUUUUGCUGGAAACGUCACCGAUUCCAUCAGAAGAUGACCAGGGCGGCAACAAACUCUUAUGUACAUUACAUUCACUGCCACUAAUUUUAUUUUGCUUAUCCUGUAAUUGCUGCAUCUGCGAAACAUGUGCCUUCCGGAAUGGUCUGCAUUCGAAUCACUCGUUCCAAAACGUGGCUAAGCUCUACGACAAUAAAUUGGAAAGAAUUAGUCAGGAACUUGCCUCUGUAACGGCCUACUUGGAACGAAAUGGACAAAUCAUCCAGAGUAUAGAACGAAGUAUCGAAGUUGUGAAGAGUUCCAAAUCUCGCAAACUUCAGGAAUUGAGCCGAUUGCUGCAUUCUGAAGCAGAAUGUGUCGAACGGCAAAUCAACCGAAAGUUGACACUUCUCGAAGACCAGAAAGAUGCCAUUGCCAAUGAAAUCUUCCGAGUGACGUCUGCUUACAACAAACUGGAAACCGAACUGAAAGCUUGCUCAAAGCCGGAAUUGCUGACGAAAGAUAGUGAGUUUCUCAGAAGAUGCAGUCUUUUGGUGGAAAAUCCGGAUGGGCCAAUUGUUCUUCAGCCAGUGCCGACCGAUUUGGAAUGUGACUUCAUUCCGGAGUUCCGAUCCGAAGUUUUCAUUGUCAAAGACUACCAGGCGAUCGAACCGAUCGAGGAGUGCCGUACUUCCGAUGUCCUGUACGACGUAGUUGGCUUCGGUUGGCGUCUACAUGCGUGGAAAAGCGAUCACCUCUCGGUUACUUUGAUGAUGACGGAAGGUGUCACAGGAAGAUACGAAUACUGUAUCGAGUUGCUGCACGAAACUGACCACGCCAAGUCGAUUAGGCUGACCCAAAUUGAACAUUUCGAGUGGCACCAAACGGGACCGGUACACGAUUUGAUCGAAAAUGAACGCCUGGUGGACGAGGGUUUUCUGAGUGCCACGAGCGCUACACUGAGGAUCAAAUUCUCCGUCAGGCCUCCAACGAUUGUGAUGAAGAGUCGCUAUCAGCAGGAGUACAUCGACCGAAUGCGCAAAGAUAAUGUCAAUGAGUACGACAGCAACGUUAUUACCAUCUGCAACAUACGGGAUCCCACGACUUCAAUUGUACUAUCCAAGCAGUACACGGACACGGUAGGGUCCAGAUGGCGCCUAAAUGUCUAUCCCAAGGGCAAUAACACCAACUACAGAUAUCUUAGCACCUACGUCGAACUGUGCGACGGUAUUGCAGGAAGAUACCAAUAUAUCGUGGAACUGUUACACAAGGAUGCGCAUCGGCAGGUUAAGUUUCAGUCAGAAGAUCACUUCCGAGUGGGUGAAAUCCGAGGCUACCAAAAGUUCAUUAGGGUUAAACGGGUCCUAGAAGAGGGGUACCUGAAUGAAGAUGGCUCGGUCUACAUUCGGCUAUCAAUUAGACCGUCAACACUGGCUUUGCGAUGUCAGUAUCAAGAAGAAUACCAAACACUCAAGGAGGAGAAGAUUCUGUUUCAGUUCAAUAGCCAGUUAAGUCAACAUUUGACACGUAUCAGGAAUUUACGGGAAGAAAAUGCCGCUUUACAGAGCCUAGCUUAUCCAGAGUACAAUUCGAAUAUUUUUGUGAUGCGUAACUUUACCAAUUUAAGACAAAAUAGUGAGGAUAUCUGCUCUGACAACAGUUACGAUGACUUGGGUUGUUGUUGGCGAUUGAUAGUUCACGCCAACGGAGACAAAGAUGGGCGGGGCGAGUGGCUUAGUGUCUAUCUGCGUUUGCUCGAAGGAAUACCCGGAAGCUACGAUUAUUGUGUGGAGCUACUACACAAUGACGUGUCAAAGACCGUCAAAAUGGAAGGAACGGAAAGAUUUGAGAUUCAGGAGCGGUUUGGAUGGUCCCGAUUUGCUCGGUUGGAUAUGAUUUGUGCGAAUGGGUUCGUUAACGAGGAACACGAUGCUCUCUACUUCCGGUUUUCACUCAGACCUCCUAAUUAUAAGACUAAAUGCGAGUAUCAACAGUUAGUUCGUAUUGAUGCUAAAAGGGAGAAUGAUACGUUAAAGCGUGAACUUAUACCAGAAUUUAAUACAAUUACCUACACGUUGAGAAACUUUUCCGAGCUCCAGCAGAAAGAUGGAUUUGUCUAUUCGGACCCGCUUUGUGAUGAUUUGGGAUUCACCUGGCGACUGUUAAUUUACACCAACGGACAUAAUGAGGGCAGAGGAAACAACUUAAGCGUUUAUUUAAUUUUGUUUGAGGGUGUCUCCGGCAGUCGCUUCGAAUACCGAGUAGAACUACUGCAUCAGAAUCCGACGUCCAACAUCAAAAUGGAGGGCGUAAAUGUGUUCAAACUGAAGAAAAUUUGGGGGUGGCCACAGUAUAUUCAUCACGAACGGCUACGUCAAGAAGCCUACCUAAGCGAGGAUGAUUCACUGGAAUUCCGACUAUCGAUUUGUCCGCCGGAUAUUAAACUGAAGUGCGAAUAUCAGCAAGAGUUUAUUAAAAAGCUUAAGGAAAAUCAAAAGUAGGUUAUUUUAGAAAGUGUGAAUGCGAAAUGUGAUGAAAAUAGAAAGGAAAAACAAACGAAUUCACAUAAAAGUUAUGGACCACGACGAGGAGUGUGUUGACAAGACUAUCCGGGAUAAAAAGUGUGGGUAGGCCAGGUUAUGAAAAUUAAGCAUGGAUCAGCAGAAAAAAAAUCGUACGUGUGACGCGAAAAACAUGAAUUAGUGACACGGGAGCUAAACAAAAAAAUAUUAAACGAACGCAGAAACGGAGGAAAAAAAAUUAAAUAUGUACGUGUAACCGGUCCUCCCUAGAUGCGUGGCGGCUCAACUGCAGAGAUAGAAAGAAAUCGUAUUUUUAGCUUGAAAAUGAAGCAAAUUAUAAACGUUUGAAAAAGCUAGGCGCAACGACAUUUCGAGACGUGCAGCAAGAAGCAUGUCGGAAGUCGGUCUGUCAGGUUGCACAUGGUGAGCCGGGUGGCAAAACGAAAAUACAGAAAAUUCAGUUUGGUUGACGUACAAGUGUUGUUAUUAUUAUAUUAACUGUCAUUUUCGUCUUCAUCCGCGUUCUUCUCGGAUGGUAAAUGAAAUGGAGCAUAUUUUUAUUUAUUCAUACACACCUCAUAUUCUUAUUAAUUUAUCUGUUAAAUUAUUAAACUAUUGCGUAAGCUGACCUGCCAGAAUGUUUCGGUUUCGGAAGAAGUGAACCCACCUUGCGUGACACAAAGUUAAACUGCGAGGAAGUAAUGCAGGAUAGAAAAAAAACGGAAAAAACUAAUCGCACUGCAAAAGAUCGAAUGGACCUCCGUGUGAGUGUGUUAUUUAACGAAAAUUGGUAGCGAAAUGGGAUUUUCGCUCUAGCUUCCAAAUGUGUAUAGAAAAAGUAAAGAAUGAUUAUGAAAUAUCCGUUAUUAGUUAAAUAUACUCUUUCUACAUA
Molecule: messenger RNA, 4764 nt
Organism: Malaya genurostris
Lineage: Eukaryota; Metazoa; Arthropoda; Insecta; Diptera; Culicidae
Exons: 10
Coding region: 591-3851 (1086 amino acids)
Biological process (GO): negative regulation of centriole replication; protein autoubiquitination
Cellular component (GO): aggresome; peroxisome
Molecular function (GO): ubiquitin protein ligase binding; ubiquitin protein ligase activity; zinc ion binding
Source: RefSeq, a predicted model, not a curated record